Recurvomyces mirabilis is the source of this 1095-nucleotide messenger RNA. RefSeq names its product Deoxycytidine monophosphate (dCMP) deaminase (gene DCD1). The transcript has a single exon. Gene Ontology annotation, cellular component: cytoplasm. The record is from RefSeq and is a predicted model, not a curated record. Lineage: Eukaryota; Fungi; Ascomycota; Dothideomycetes; Mycosphaerellales; Teratosphaeriaceae. The coding region runs from base 1 to 1095 and encodes 364 amino acids. Gene Ontology annotation, molecular function: hydrolase activity; zinc ion binding.
AUGCUCAUCGGAAUAUGUGGCGGCAUAUGUGCUGGCAAAACCUCAGUCCAGGAUUAUCUGGUCAGCGUGCACUCCUUCCAACCACUCAUUCUAAAGUCAAGGAAUACGCCGGCAGUCGAGACAUCAGCAUCACAGGCCCCGGUUCCUCGUCCUCAAGAAUCGUCGGAUCAAGUCAAGACCUUCAAUGCCGCGAACGAGCUCGUCGAUUAUGCCACGCAGCAUUGGCAGACCAAAUUCUGUACCACCUCAAUUCACGAUGAAGAAAUUCUGGAAGCUUUAUCUCAUCGACCUUUCUUCGUCUUGCUUCACAUCGAUGCUCCGAUAUCUGUCCGGUGGCAUCGAUUCAAGGAUCGAUGUGCUAAGGCUUCCAUGACACCACCCACACUUGAGCAGUUCGUCCUACGCAACGAUGACUAUCUUUUCCAUGAGACAACAGGCCGUGUAGCUCUUGCAUCCAAAGCGCAGAUCAAGCUUGUGAACUCGACAACGUCUGUGGAGAAGCUGUGGCAGGCUCUGGAUGCUCAGAACUUGACAGAUUCAAGUCGUAUCCGACCUACAUGGGACCAAUACUUCAUGACUCUGGCGUCGCUUGCCGCCCGAAGGAGCAAUUGUAUGCGUAGACAAGUCGGCUGCGUGCUAGUCCGGGAGAAGCGCGUAAUGGCGACAGGCUACAACGGCACUCCUCGCAACGUCACGAACUGCAACGAAGGAGGUUGUCCUCGCUGCAAUGGAGGUGGCGGUGGCGGAUCAUCCCUGAGCACUUGUCUGUGCAUACAUGCUGAAGAGAACGCUCUUCUGGAAGCCGGACGUGAACGUGUCGGUGGCGGAGCAGUCUUGUACUGCAACACCUGCCCUUGUCUGACAUGCUCGAUCAAGAUUGUCCAGGUUGGUAUCACCGAAGUGGUCUUCAACAAGAGCUAUUACAUGGACAGCGAGGCUGCUAAGAUCUUCAAGGAAGCUGGGGUCAAGCUGCGGCAGUUUUCACCGCCAGCCGAGGGUCUAGUCAACCUGGUGGAUGACAUGCCAACCAGUGUAGCACCUGCGACGACUACGCAGCCGUCGCAUGGCGCGAAUGGGACAAUUGCAGGAGCCUGA